GCUCCGGCGGGGGACGGGGACGGGGGGGGCCGGCGGGGGCGAGAUGAGCGCUGGGCUCCCCCUGGGCAUAGAGCCUCCCUGUGAAUGAGCUGAGGCGAGGCCGCCAGCCGGGUGCCCCCCUCCUUCUCCACCUCCUCCUUGUCCCCCCCCCUCCUUCCCCUUCUCCCCCGCGCACCGCCGGGAGCGCGGCCCUGCCCGCACAGCCGGCGCCGACGCCGUGGCCGGGGGGAACUGAAGGAAGGUCACCAUGGGAGCAUUUUUAGACAAGCCAAAGAUGGAGAAGCAUAAUGCCCAGGGGCAGGGGAAUGGGCUGCGUUACGGUCUGAGCAGCAUGCAGGGCUGGCGCGUGGAAAUGGAGGAUGCGCACACGGCUGUGAUUGGUUUGCCAAAUGGACUUGAUGGAUGGUCAUUUUUUGCUGUCUAUGAUGGGCACGCUGGAUCCCAGGUUGCCAAGUACUGCUGUGAGCAUUUAUUAGAUCACAUCACGAGCAACCAGGAUUUUAAAGGGCCAGAUGGGCCACCAUCUGUGGAAAGUGUAAAGAGCGGCAUCAGAACAGGUUUUCUGCAAAUUGAUGAACACAUGAGAGUCAUCUCUGAGAAGAAGCAUGGUGCAGACAGAAGUGGGUCAACAGCUGUGGGUGUCAUGAUUUCUCCCCAACACACGUACUUCAUCAACUGUGGAGACUCGAGAGGUUUGCUCUGUCGAAACAGGAAGGUUCACUUCUUCACACAGGAUCACAAACCAAGUAACCCGCUGGAGAAGGAGCGUAUACAGAAUGCAGGUGGCUCCGUCAUGAUUCAGCGUGUGAAUGGCUCCCUUGCUGUUUCAAGGGCACUUGGGGACUUUGAUUACAAAUGUGUCCAUGGGAAAGGUCCUACAGAACAGCUGGUCUCACCCGAGCCUGAAGUUUAUGAAAUUGAGAGAUCAGAAGAAGAUGAUCAGUUCAUCAUCCUGGCUUGCGACGGUAUCUGGGAUGUUAUGGGAAAUGAAGAGCUGUGUGACUUUGUAAGAUCCAGACUUGAAGUCACUGAUGACCUUGAGAAAGUUUGCAAUGAGAUAGUUGACACCUGCUUGUACAAGGGAAGUCGAGACAACAUGAGUGUGAUAUUGAUCUGUUUUCCGAAUGCACCAAAGGUAUCACCAGAGGCGGUGAAAAGAGAGGCAGAGUUGGACAAGUACCUGGAAAGCAGAGUAGAAGAGAUCAUAAAGAAGCAGGGUGAAGGAGUGCCAGACUUAGUCCACGUGAUGCGUACGUUAGCAACUGAGAGCAUCCCAAACCUCCCGCCGGGGGGGGAGUUGGCAAGCAAACGGAGUGUGAUUGAAGCUGUGUAUAACAGACUGAACCCCUACAGGAAUGAUGAUGCUUCUGGAUUAUCCAGAAACUGCCGCAAGGAUGGGCACUCCAGACUUUAAAGGGUUCCUUCUUUUUUCUUUAAGGAUUCUGCCUCAACUGAUGAUAUGUGGUAAAACUGCUCAUCUAGCUGUGGAGUUCACCUUUCAUCCUGCAAAUGAAAGUGCAGCCCAACCUCAGUGACCCUUCUUAACAUCCAUCCUCAACCUUAAUUAAAGAAGGGAAUAUGAUGUGUUGGUGAGAGUGACUACAGCAGUACAACAUCUAGCCCAGGAACUGAUCUUUUUUGUAAAACAGACUUCUGUAAACGUGAUUUCAAACCAUAAAUUCAUGUUGUAAAUCAGACUCCAGCAAUUUAUGUUGUAUGAUUUUGUUUUUGUAAAGUGCAAUUGUCUUUGUACAAAUGCUCAUAUUUAAUUAUGAACCGCUUUAAAUCACUAUAAAGGUUAGAAGAAAUGUUUUGGCUUGUGUGAUGCAACAAUAUAUAUCCCUUUUAAAAAUCAUGUUGUGGUUUUGGAUUGCAAGGAGCAGCAGCCUAGCCAGCUAGGUGCUCAAGAGGUGCACAAAACUGUUAAAGAUAACUUUUUGGUUUAUAUGAAAGCUGAACUCAUGGGCAACCUACCAGAAAUUACAGUGUGUGAAUUUCACUUGGCCAUGGAAAAAUAACUUAGGAGUAGUGCACAUUCUUCAGCAAACAUACAUCAUUUUCUUGGAUGCACUCCUGCUCUCACGUUGAGUCGAAGGGAUUUGUGAUUUGGAGUUCAGUGGGAGUUAAAUCAUGCCCUGUUAACAGUAUCCUGUUCAUACAUGUACCAAUCUUGGAAUUAGAACACCUUGGUUCUUUGCACCUCUUUUUUCAUUAACCCUUACCUGAAACUACUAAUCAGUGAGCACGAAGACAACUUUCUACAUAAAGUGGGAGUCUGCAGCAUUUUUACAAUCCUGAUUGGCUGGGUCUGCUGCUGUUCCAAGAAAAAUACUCUUGAAUUCCAUUUUAUCAAUAAAGCUUGAUUUAACAAACAAGA
Molecule: messenger RNA, 2377 nt
Organism: Serinus canaria (Common canary)
Lineage: Eukaryota; Metazoa; Chordata; Aves; Passeriformes; Fringillidae
Gene: PPM1A
Product: protein phosphatase, Mg2+/Mn2+ dependent 1A
Exons: 6
Coding region: 248-1414 (388 amino acids)
Biological process (GO): positive regulation of canonical NF-kappaB signal transduction; negative regulation of canonical NF-kappaB signal transduction; protein dephosphorylation
Cellular component (GO): cytosol; nucleus
Molecular function (GO): manganese ion binding; magnesium ion binding; protein serine/threonine phosphatase activity
Source: RefSeq, a predicted model, not a curated record